This is a messenger RNA of Ectocarpus sp. CCAP 1310/34, 3116 nucleotides long. The record is from the annotation of a GenBank genome assembly. NCBI's taxonomy places the organism in Eukaryota, Phaeophyceae, Ectocarpales, Ectocarpaceae.
GGCAGCCGAAGGCUAACACUCUGUAACAUCGCAGCAGCAACCCUGGGCAAGAAUAAGGCGCCUUGAAGCGGCACCCAAGCCAAGUACAGCAGCACCUUCGGGAACGGAAAGGAAGGGAAGUCCGCGAGCGACGUGCGUUGGAGGACCGAUUUUCUGGAGAGAGGCCCAAGCUUGUUCGACAAAGUUUAAAAAUACAACAUGCCGCCGAAGCAGCAGAAGGGCAAGAAGGCUGUCGCCACCAAGAAGAAGCAGCUGAUCGAGGACAAGACCUUCGGCCUCAAGAACAAGAACAAGAGCAAGUCCGUCCAGAAAUACAUCAGCACCGUGCAGAAGAGCGUCAAUUCGACGGAGCAGCAACGCGCUUCCGAUGCCGCCAAGAGCAAGAAGAUGGCUUCAAAGGAGGCGAAGAAAGCACAGGAGGCGGAGCUUGCGGCCUUGUUUGACGAGGCCCUCCUCACCGGAGUAAAGAAGGGUGGCACUGCUGGAAAGGGGAAGACUCCAGCGGUGGCCGUCGAAACGAAGGCCAAGCAGGCUCAGGAGACCUUCGUCAUCGAGGAGGGAGAGAAGACCUUGGAGGACAUGAUCGAGGAGCAGAGAACUAAGCUGCACAGGGAGGGCAAGCAGGGGACUCCCGUAAACCAGGAGACCUUGGCAAAGUGGAAGGCGGAUCGGAAGGCGAAAAAGCUUGCGGAAGAGCGCCGCAAGGUCCAGGCGGAGAUGAAGAAGAAGAACAAGGGCAAGGGGCUGUCCGUGCUCAGCGGUCGAGCCCUGUACGACUACGACGCCACUCUGUUCGAGGACGAUGCGGACGCUGUGGACAACGAUACGAUGAAGCAGCGCAAUGACGAGGACGACGAGGAGGACGGGCGACCAGAUGGCGAAGAGGAGAAGGAAGGCGCUGCGGGAGCAGCGGCAGCAGGAGGGGCAGCAGCGGGGGUAAAGGUGGAGGAGGCGUUGUUCGAAGGAGACGAUGAGGACUUGGAUGACUUGGAUGACGACGAGGGGGCGUGAGGCGGCCGGACCUUGUCUGGUCUGGUAGCACGACGUCUCCCCUUACCCCCUCCGGUGCUCGUCAGCUGGCGGAGCUUGUGCGUUAUAGAGUGGCUAGUUGUGUGCGUGCAAGCAAGGCCUCUUGUGCGGGCAAAACCUUUGUUUGUUUGUGUGCAUAGCGGUUAGAGACACGGAAACAUGCUCACGCAUUGGCGGGUUUGGAGGUAAUAUGUGUUUGUCGCCCCGCCUGUCGGAAGCGGCCGCGACGUGCACGGCAGUCGAGCUAUUUUGGAGGGUGCGUGGAAAGCCUCUGCCUCUGAUUGCUCCCGACGAGAAGUCCCGGAUCCUCAGCGUCAGGCGAAUGAAUGCCAUUUCUCUGGCAGCGUUGUGCGACAAUUAUCUCGUGGAUGUGUUUGGCACACAGACUGCGUGACGUUGCGUCGUGAGUGAUGGUACGUUUGGUGUUUGGCGUUUGGGGCUCUUGGUAGGGAUGGAGACCCUUGCGUGGUAUUCGUUUUCUCUUUGUUGUGCGUUUUCUGAUAUUUGUUUAUUUUGAGCGUUACGUUGGACCCCUUGGUAGCGAGGUUUGCGAACAGACGGAAUUAUUUGGCCAGAGAGCGCAUUCGUUUCGCAGCGUUAUCUGCGCAGACGCGAGGUGUGCCUCUUUGCGCUAGGGUUCGGACGUUGGGGCUGCUCGCUGAGUGUGCGGCAUAACAGAGUUUCCUAACACCUGUCUUUUUGGGAUGUAAAAGUUACCUUUCGAGUGUUACGGCGAGACUCGGGACGCAUGUGCGAGGGUAUCCAAUGUGACAGGGCACCUUUUAUUUUGUUCCCUCAUCCCCCGCUCUUCUUAUGUCCCUUUUCUGCUCUGCUGGUGAAGUGCAAGACCCAAGUUGCCCAGGACUAUGCAUACGUGUUGAAGCAGUAGUUUUUCGUGCGGUGCAGCUUCCAUUGCGAGAGAAGUGAGAGCGGUACCAAAUGUUGGUUCAACACGAUCUUGGUCAUGUCAAGAUCGCCCGGGGCGCCUUCCUCGCAAGAGUGUGUAACUCCGUACCUCGUCGAGUUUCCGUCAGUUAAAAAAAAAAAUACCGGUUCUAAGUCCAUUUCCGGCAGAAGAAUCCAUUUCCGGCAUUGACAAAAAAAAACAAAAAAAUCCAACAAUUUCGCGCCGCUUUUGGACGAAAAUAAAUGCGGCGGGAUUCAUUUCACAGGGAAGAUCAACUCGGAGCGACUCGUUCACCCCGGCAAUCGACUCCGCUUGGUCGAAUUACCCACAAAGAAACUUGCUGCAGGGUCUCCCGACCCCACGUCGACGAGGUACUGCUCAUUCCCUUCCCGUCGCCUGGACGAUGGCGGCUGAUGCCACCAUGCUGAGGCGCGGUAUCAAAAUUGCGGGAGAAGCGAGGGUGUCAAGCACAGCUGGCGCCCGCACGCCAGGGGCUAUCACCUGACCUCCACGCUGCUGAGGAAGGGCACUGAAGCUGCGGCUACCAAGGCAAUAGGCUCUGUGGUGAAUAACCUCGAGGACGUUGUACAUAUGGCUCGAGGGCAUGUUGAUGACCUUCAAGAACGGUCUGUCGCAAGAAGAAACCGGAAGGAGCCGCCACCAGAUCUGCUGCCGCUGCUGCGGUGGCUGCAGCUGCUGCCGAACGAGGUCGAAGGUUAGGAGUCGAUGCACGUCUCGCUCGCUCGGAUCCGCUUGAGGCGCUUCUUUCAGCGGACCGAGGAGGAGCCCACAACCCACGACGACUCCUCCACGACAACGGCAAACGGCUAUCGACCGGCACCACGACGGGGUGAAGCAGAGCGUGUUAGAGGAUGAUGUGUUGAAGGAGGAGCUGAGGGAGUUGUGUGUCGGAGAACUUUGAGAGGCAGCGGCGACGAAGACUGCUGUCGAUGCGGAGAACAUUCGCGCACUGGUCGCCUCUGUAGAGACGCUGAAGCUACACUCCCACAGCAACAUCGGCCGCGCCGCCUACAACACCAUCAUUGCCGCAGCUGCUGGAGCGGAGCACACGUGCGAUCCUGAUGACCCUUGCACCCCGGAUGAGCCGUGCGCACCUGCUGAGCCGCAUGGUGCCGUCAGCCUUACCGCGCGAGCACAGAGUCUCGGUGUGAGAGAUGCC